UGUACCUUGGCUUGACAAAACAAACGUCAAAUCGUAUGACGUAUCACUGAGUGUUUAUGAAUAUAAUAUACUUUUGUUCCAAAUGCCUCAAUGCAGUGCGUUAAAUUGUAAAAACAGAGGAAUACAUUUAUUUCCAAAGGAAAGUAAACGUAGAAAGCAAUGGGAAUCUGCGUUACGUAUAAAAAACUUCGAAGCUAGUAGCACAGCACGAUUGUGUGUUGCGCAUUUUACAGAAAAAGAUUAUUACGGGAAAAUCAAUUAUACAGGUUAUGAGCUCCUUGCAAAAUUUCUUAAAAAGACAGCUGUGCUAUCUGUGUUCUUCUUAACGAAGAUAAAACCAGAAAAUCCAGCUGCUGUGGCACAUCAACAACGUAUUGAACGAAGAAGUCAGUCGAGUAACAAAUGUAGAUGAUUCACAACCAUCAAGUAGCAAAGUUAACCUAAUAAGUGACAGAGACAAUUUACUGGAAGUUGAUCAUGAAGAAGCAGUCAAAACAGAAGACAACAGUGCAGUAGGAUGUAGAUAUAUUAUGCAUGAAUUUAUAUCUAAGGGCACUCAAGUUGAUCAAGAACACAAAUAUGGGUUUAUGAAUAGAUAUAAAGAUGAUAAUGCCACUAUUAAGUUUUACACAGGUUUUGAAUCAUAUAAAAAAUUGAAUUUAGUCUACUCAGCUCUUAGUCCAGUGGGUCACAAAAUAAAAUAUUAUGGCAGCAAUGUGAUUAUUCUUAGCAGUGAUUCUAAUUCUAAUUUAUUAGUUGGUGCAAUACCUGGUAGCUUGCUGUUAUAUUGUUCUCAAGCAUUUGCAGGAUUGAUAAGUGAUCAGUAGGCAGUGGAACAAAGUGACCUUUUAGCAAAA
Molecule: messenger RNA, 857 nt
Organism: Manduca sexta (tobacco hornworm)
Lineage: Eukaryota; Metazoa; Arthropoda; Insecta; Lepidoptera; Sphingidae
Product: THAP domain-containing protein 1 B-like
Exons: 2
Coding region: 83-412 (109 amino acids)
Molecular function (GO): sequence-specific DNA binding
Source: RefSeq, a predicted model, not a curated record